AUGACUAUCGUAUUAGGCAUCGAAGGUAGUGCCAACAAAUUGGGCGUCGGAAUAGUUCGUGAUGGAUCAGUGCUUGCGAAUCCUAGAGUAACAUACAUCACUCCACCUGGUGAAGGUUUCCAGCCAACAGAAACAGCCAAAUUUCAUCGGUCUCACAUUAUUGAACUUGUUCAGAAAGCCAUUAACGAGGCGAAAGUUGACCCUUGCGAAUUGGAUGCAGUUGCUUACACUAAGGGUCCUGGUAUGGGUGCUCCUCUUCUCACUGUUGCAGUUGUUGCUCGUACUCUUGCUCAAUUAUGGAAUAAACCUUUGAUUGGAGUUAAUCAUUGCAUAGCACACAUUGAAAUGGGUCGUCUUAUCACUGGUGCAAAAUCGCCCAUCAUAUUGUAUGUCAGCGGUGGUAAUACACAAAUUAUUGCUUUUGUUUCUGGGCGUUAUCGAAUUUUCGGAGAAACGAUCGAUAUAACAUUGGGAAAUUGUUUUGAUAGGUUGGUUUAUGCUAUUAAAUUAAACCUAUCUAACUUGUAACAUACUACUUAUCAAUCAUCACUUUUCCAAACAAACCUUAAUCGAAGUUCUAUGUCUUGAAUACUUUCUGUUGUAUUCUGUAUUUUGGGAUUAUUUAGUAUUAAUAUGCCAAUUCUUAUAAAUUAAGGAAACACUGUUUUGCAAACCUCGCUAAUUACUCCUUUGGUGUGUUUCAAUGAGUUUGACAUUUUUACUACUUCCAAAAGUGAUUCAUCUGUUUCUUUCUCAUAAUUUCCGUCUCUCAAAGUUCAAGAAUUAAUUUUUUAUUACAAGUUACAGCCAAGUAUUACGCAGUCGAAACCUUGCUUAGGUUGUAGUGAGAAGUUUAUCGGUCAGUACUGAGCAACGAAAUGUAGUCAGGUGGUGGAUCCCAGCGAAUCUUAGACAUCAUAAAUGUUGUUUAUCGUACUGAUCAUGGAAGAAUGGAAGUUGGAUGCAAUAUUGGUUAUGCUACUUAUUGCAGCUAGUGAAGUAGCUUGAUAGGAAAUUCAUUUGAAAGACGUCCCUUCACUCAAUUUUAUUAUUAAAUUAGUUUGAGAAUACAAAAAUGUCUAAGCCUGCCAAGAUUAAACCUGG
Molecule: messenger RNA, 1104 nt
Organism: Schistosoma turkestanicum
Lineage: Eukaryota; Metazoa; Platyhelminthes; Trematoda; Strigeidida; Schistosomatidae
Source: the annotation of a GenBank genome assembly